Messenger RNA from Elephantulus edwardii (Cape elephant shrew), 1571 nucleotides. It is a transcript of the gene NR5A1, whose product is annotated as nuclear receptor subfamily 5, group A, member 1. Gene Ontology annotation, cellular component: RNA polymerase II transcription regulator complex. Gene Ontology annotation, molecular function: zinc ion binding; RNA polymerase II cis-regulatory region sequence-specific DNA binding; nuclear receptor activity. Lineage: Eukaryota; Metazoa; Chordata; Mammalia; Macroscelidea; Macroscelididae. Gene Ontology annotation, biological process: regulation of transcription by RNA polymerase II; hormone-mediated signaling pathway; tissue development. The record is from RefSeq and is a predicted model, not a curated record. The transcript has 7 exons. Bases 186 to 1571 code for a protein of 461 amino acids.
GGAGGACGAACGGACAGGGCCAGCCUUCUGUCCGCCUGCCGCCUGCCGUGGCAAGAAGUUCCUGCGUGCCCACGAUUGCCACUGCUCCACCUGGGCCACCGGAGCCGCCUUCCGGACUCCUGGUGCCCACUGUCCACCCUCAUCUGGCGUGAGAGCUUGCCUUCCGCUCCGCAGACGCCGCGGGCAUGGACUAUUCAUACGACGAGGACCUGGACGAGCUGUGCCCCGUGUGUGGGGACAAGGUGUCCGGCUACCACUACGGACUGCUCACGUGCGAGAGCUGCAAGGGCUUCUUCAAGCGCACGGUGCAGAACAACAAGCACUACACGUGCACCGAGAGCCAGAGCUGCAAGAUCGACAAGACGCAGCGCAAGCGCUGUCCCUUCUGCCGCUUCCAGAAGUGCCUGACCGUGGGGAUGCGCCUGGAAGCUGUGCGUGCCGACCGCAUGCGGGGAGGCCGGAACAAGUUUGGGCCCAUGUACAAGCGAGACCGGGCCCUGAAGCAGCAGAAGAAGGCACAGAUUCGGGCUAAUGGCUUUAAGCUGGAAACAGGUCCCUCGAUGGAGAUACCACCACCACCACCUCCCCCACCGGACUAUACACUGCCCCCUGGCUUGCAUGCACCUGAGCCCAAGGGCCUGCCCCCUGGUCCACCUGCUGGGCCACUAGGGGACUUUGGAGUCCCUGCCUUGCCCAUGGCAGUGCCCAGCACUCAUGGGCCUCUGGCUGGCUACCUCUACCCUGCCUUUCCUGGCCGCACCAUCAAAUCUGAGUACCCGGAGCCCUACGCUAGCCCCCCGCAGCCUGGGCCGCCCUACGUCUACCCAGAGCCCUUCUCUGGAGGCCCUGGGGUACCUGAGCUCAUUCUGCAACUGCUGCAGCUGGAGCCAGAGGAGGACCAGGUGCGGGCUCGCAUCAUUGGCUGCCUGCAGGAGCCAGCCAAAGGCCGCCCGGAGCAGCCUGCACCAUUCAGCCUCCUGUGCAGGAUGGCUGACCAGACCUUCAUCUCCAUUGUCGACUGGGCACGUAGGUGCAUGGUCUUCAAGGAGCUAGAGGUGGCUGACCAGAUGACACUGCUGCAGAACUGCUGGAGCGAGCUACUGGUGUUCGAUCACAUCUACCGCCAGAUCCAACAUGGCAAAGAGGGCAGCAUCCUGCUGAUCACUGGACAGGAGGUGGAGCUGACCACAGUGGCUGCCCAGGCAGGCACCCUGCUGCACAGCCUGGUGCUGCGGGCACAGGAACUGGUAUUGCAGCUGCACGCGCUGCAGUUGGACCGCCAAGAGUUUGUCUGCCUCAAGUUCCUCAUCCUCUUCAGCCUUGAUGUGAAGUUCCUGAAUAACCACAGCCUGGUGAAGGACGCUCAGGAGAAGGCCAAUGCUGCCCUGCUGGAUUACACCCUGUGCCACUACCCGCACUGCGGGGACAAGUUCCAGCAGCUGCUGCUGUGCCUGGUGGAGGUGCGGGCACUGAGCAUGCAGGCCAAAGAAUACCUGUACCACAAGCACCUGAGCAACGAGAUGCCCCGAAACAACCUGCUCAUUGAGAUGCUGCAAGCUAAGCAGACUUGA